Messenger RNA from Pistacia vera, 1578 nucleotides. RefSeq names its product N-carbamoylputrescine amidase-like. The transcript has 9 exons. The record is from RefSeq and is a predicted model, not a curated record. Bases 194 to 1099 code for a protein of 301 amino acids. Gene Ontology annotation, molecular function: N-carbamoylputrescine amidase activity. NCBI's taxonomy places the organism in Eukaryota, Viridiplantae, Streptophyta, Magnoliopsida, Sapindales, Anacardiaceae.
UGGAGUGGUAAAAUUUUUAAAACCCUUCCCGUGAUGGUAACCUACACCAAAAUCCACAAAAAUCCCAAAGUUGUUUUUGUCCCAGAAAAUAAAAUCUACAGACAAGAACCACAUUGACGGUGAGUUGGGGAAAAAGGUCAACAACCACCACUUCUUCACAUCUGAGUUUUGAAUUCUCGUCAAGAAAGUAGAAAUGGAGAAUGGAAGGAGAGGUGAAGUGGUGGUUUCAGCUCUGCAGUUUGCUUGCACCGAUGAUGUCUCCACUAAUGUUGCCACUGCUGAAAGGUUGGUUAGAGCUGCUCAUGCAAAGGGUGCAAACAUCAUCCUUAUUCAGGAACUCUUUGAGGGUUAUUAUUUCUGUCAAGCACAAAGGGAAGAUUUCUUUCAGCGAGCUAAGCCUUAUAAGGGACACCCUACAAUUCUCAGAAUGCAGAAGCUUGCAAAAGAGUUGGGCGUAGUGAUACCAGUUAGCUUCUUUGAAGAGGCAAACACUGCCCAUUACAAUUCAAUUGCUAUUAUCGAUGCUGAUGGAACCGAUCUUGGACUUUAUAGGAAGUCCCAUAUCCCAGAUGGACCAGGGUAUCAGGAAAAGUUCUACUUUAAUCCUGGGGACACUGGGUUUAAGGUUUUCCAAACUAAAUUCGCAAAAAUUGGAGUGGCAAUAUGCUGGGAUCAGUGGUUUCCGGAGGCAGCCCGAGCCAUGGUUCUGCAAGGUGCUGAGAUAUUGUUUUACCCUACUGCUAUCGGUUCUGAACCUCAAGAUGAUGGGCUUGAUUCUUGUGAUCACUGGAAACGAGUGAUGCAAGGGCAUGCUGGGGCUAAUGUGGUACCUCUAGUGGCUUCAAAUCGCAUUGGGACAGAAAUAAUUGAGACUGAGCAUGGUAAUAGUAAAAUUACAUUCUAUGGGAAUUCCUUUAUAGCAGGACCAACUGGAGAAAUUGUUGCCACUGCUGAUGAUAAAGAGGAAGCAAUUCUUGUAGCACAAUUUGAUCUUGAUAAAAUUAAAUCCAAGAGAUGUAGUUGGGGAGUAUUUCGUGAUCGACGUCCACAAUUAUACAAAGUUCUUCUGACAUUAGAUGGCAGCAAUCCCUCAGUGUGAUUUUUGUGACCCUUUACCAUUAUUACCUUGUAGAGGUAAUAGAUUGAAAUCUUUUUACUUGAUGAGUGAUAGAAACAGUAAAUUCACUUUAUCAUCAUGCAUUACUUUUGAAAUAUUGGAAAAAAUAAUGUGAACAAUUAUACAUGAAUUUAUGAAUAAUAGACAUUAAAUUACGUGAAGAAAACUUCUUUUAAUGUUUUGAAAUUAAGCUUCAUACCAAAUUUAGGUUUGUGGCUGAUGAGCAACUUGGGAGGCCGGUCUACAAUAGGAAAGGUAGAGGUGAGAAGUAGAGGAAUAUUUGUUAUGCAUGAGGUUAGGACUUGUUUUUGGGAGGACAGGUGGCUUAAUGAGAUUGGAUGGAAGAAGAAUUCGGUUAGGAGCAAAAAGGUGUCAGGGAAUAAAAGUGAGGGAGAGAAGGAAUUGAGGAUAUUUAGAAAAGAAGGUUGAGGUUUGGAAGGGGAGGUGACUGACCCUCGAAG